UACGUGCAGUUCACUGUGCACAGCUGAGAGGUUUGCAGCUCGGACAGCUUCAGAUUCCUAAACACUGACUUAUGAUCCACCAAGUUACAAGAUGAGGCCGCAGGAGGGUGACGACAAAAGACCAGGUGGAGAGCAAGAGGAGUCUAUAUUGGCCAGAGAAAAACUGCAGGACUCCUUGUGGCAGUACACCUCAGAUACCCUCAGAUACAUUGACAUGGUGAGGAAAUUCUGUGACACGAAGUCUGAAUGGAUUUCUGAGCGGAAGAAAGAGGUGGUCAAGAUGAAGGACAUCAAAGACAAGGCGGACAAAAUCGACCUGGACUUCAGCCAUGUCACUGAGUCUGAGAAGAAAGCCCAGGCCCUGUUAGAAUACACAAAGAGCAAGCUGAGCCUCACUGCAAACAGGAGGCGUGAGGAGCUGAAGAAGGAGUUGGCCACUGUGCUGAAGGACUCUCUGGAAGGCUUGGAGAAGCUCGACUCCUUCCUGGAUGCUGUGGAGCGGCUGGCAGUCACCUCGCUGCAGGUGUUCAUGGAGGAGAACCAGGUGUUAGAGCUGCCCCGAGGGAUCAGCCCUGAGAGAGUUCAGGCUGUCAUUACUGCUGCAAGGCUGGUCUGCCCACUGCUCCUUGAGUUUAAGAGAGAUGCAAGUGCCUUCUUCCUUCCCAGCAUCCACAAUGUGGAAGUGCUGGCAGCUUAUUUGGAUAAAUACAUAUGCAUCACCCAGGAAAUCUGUGAGGAAUUACAGAAAUGCUCUAUCAAUGACCUUUGGCAGAAGAUGACUAAAGCAACAGUGGUUCACCUUGCUGUGGAUUUGUCUAAAGACGAAAUACAAAGUAUGCUUUGUCUUAUCAGAGACCUUAUGAGUAUCAGGAUGGACCAGCACUUCAGGCUGGUGUUCUUGUUCCAGGAAAUGUCGUGUUCGAAGUUCAUCCGUGAGUUCAGAGAGCGAAAACCCAGGAUGCUGCAGUUUCUGUCUGACCUGGAGGAGACUGCUGUCCAGCUCGACAGGAUGAAGAUGGGGGCAAAGAUUUCUAGUGUGGCUGGCAGCUCAGUGGGGGCAACUGGAGGUGUGCUUUCCACUGUUGGUUUGGCCUUAGCUCCUGUCACAGCUGGGGUGUCUUUAGCUCUGACCUUGACUGGGGUCGUGCUGGGAGUGACCAGCGGAGUCAACAGUCUUGUCACAACAGUCACAGAGAUUGGGAUCAACCACAAAAAUGAAAACAAAGCUAAUGAACUCUUCCAGAAGUUUAUGGAGGAUGUGCAGAUUGUCCAGGGGUGUCUAGAGAAAGUGUCCAGUCAGGUGUUCAACAGAAUUGAGGUGAAUGAAUUGCAAUUGGUCAUGGAGGUCGGAAAGGUGGCCAAUAAAGUUGACAAAGUUAGAAGAGCUCUUGUAAAAGGCAUUGAUUCCGUUGCUGAUGCUGCCUGUGCUGUGAUUGUAAAAAGUGAUGACGUGAUCCUAAGUGCUGGCCAGGAAGCUAAAGCAUUAAGUAAUGCAUCCAGGGUGGCCUCAGACAUCCCAGAUGUUGGACAAGCAGCUGCCAGAGGGCCUCUUGCUCUCUCCAAGUCAGCCAGAGCUGGUUUAAUAACAGCUAAUGUCCUUUUUAUUGGUUUGGACAUCUUCUUCAUCUGUAAAGACAGCAUCAGUCUGGCCAAAGGCAGCAAGAGUGAUGUCUCAGAGUUCAUCAGAGCCAGAUCUGCACUUUGGCGUUCAGAGCUGGACUCAUGGCAGAGGAUCCAUGACUCCCUGUGUCAAGGCCUGGAGACAUCAGAGAAGACCCAAACUAUCCUGGAGAUGCCAUUUUAUCCAGAGGAAGAUGAAUAAACAAAAGCUGAAUCUGAUCCAGUGGAGAAGAAACC
Molecule: messenger RNA, 1857 nt
Organism: Myripristis murdjan (pinecone soldierfish)
Lineage: Eukaryota; Metazoa; Chordata; Actinopteri; Holocentriformes; Holocentridae
Product: apolipoprotein L4-like
Exons: 4
Coding region: 92-1822 (576 amino acids)
Biological process (GO): lipid transport; lipoprotein metabolic process
Cellular component (GO): membrane; extracellular region
Molecular function (GO): lipid binding
Source: RefSeq, a predicted model, not a curated record